AUGCUACCCUACCUGUUCCCAGACCUGUCCUCGUUUACCACUGCUGAGGACCUCAUUUCUCACCUUCGCACUAGUGACACUCGCUUUCGUGCCACCCUUCCAGCCGACUCCGUCAGGGAACACUUCCUAGCCCUAGACCCUACCACUCUCAAUGUCGCCGACUUCGAGAAGCACCUCCAAGAAGCAGAGAAGAACAUCCUCGCUGUAGGUGCUGCUCGUGGUACUCCUCGCUCUCCCCUCUUUGAGGGGUGCUCCCCCUCCCCUCUUACCCCCUCCUACGCCUCCGCAACUGCUGCUAUCGACCUCCUUGGUGCUGAGAAGGUCGCAGCUACUUCCGCUCCUAGUGGGAAGCGCAGCGACUCUAGGAGAGGCAGGGGUGGCAGAGGUGGCGGACGUGGCAGUGGAGGGGGCGGUGGUGGAGGCGGCGGGGGAGGUGGAGGUGGUGGGGGUGGUCGUGGGGGUGGAGGUGGUCGUGGGGGCGGUGGUGGUGCCAGGAGUAGUGGUGAUGGCAGCGGCGGUGGUGGCGGAGGGGGGAGUGGUGGUGGCGGCGGUGGUGGGGGCUUGGGUGACACCAGUGGUGGCCAAAGGCAGCAGCAACAGCAGCAGCAGCAGGUUCUUGAUUGGUCCCCGCGCUGGUUGCCAGUGCACCAGCUUUCACACUGA
Closterium sp. NIES-65 is the source of this 663-nucleotide messenger RNA. Lineage: Eukaryota; Viridiplantae; Streptophyta; Zygnematophyceae; Desmidiales; Closteriaceae. The record is from the annotation of a GenBank genome assembly.